UGACUUGAGCCCUCAGGAUCUUAUCGUGAUUUACUAAUACCAUCCAGCGGCACCACGGACGCGUUUCGUCACUCGACGCGUUACGGCGUUUAGCUCCUAGGUAUUCCUGAGAUCAUCACCCGAUGUACAUGAAAAUUGCUUCACCUAAGCACACAUAAUGUAAUUGCCAACAAGAUCGGCGCAAUGGAUUCGGAUGAAUUCGACGGUGACGACAUCGCCGACGAGGACUUUCUAGUUGCGGCGACACGGACCACAACUCCACCUCGUGCUAGCUCAACUCAUAACCUCAACCACAAUCGUCUUCAAUCUAGUCUACAAACCUUUGAUGAUGCCGCAUUCUUGGAUUCAUCAGACAUUACACAGCUAGCUAGCAAUGCCCAUCGUACAACCUUUCGGCCUAAUCCCCGAAUCGGCGGGCCAACCGCAUCCUUCAGGCAAACCACUCUAUUUGGACAAACAGCUCGUGAAAAUGAGCCGUCUUCAACACCCCAGUCGUCCAGAAACCGUGUAUUCCGUGCAGAUUUACCACCAGAGCUACCUACACAUCAUGAACUAGAUCAUGAAGCCCUAAGAACCUGGGUAUAUCCAACGAACUUGGGCCCAACUCGUGACUACCAGUUUAGCAUCGUCAAGAAUGGUCUCUUUAACAAUACUCUCGUUGCAUUACCUACGGGAUUGGGAAAGACAUUUAUCGCAGCUACCAUCAUGUUGAACUAUUUUCGUUGGAUGAAGAAAGCCAAACUAGUAUUCGUGGCACCCACCAAGCCACUUGUAUCUCAACAAGUUGACGCAUGCUUUCAUAUCGCUGGCAUACCCCGGUCUCAGACAACUCUAUUGACGGGCGAAGUCACACCAGCCCUUAGAGCUGAAGAGUGGGAAUCGAAGAGAGUCUUCUUCAUGACUCCACAGACGCUUGAAAACGAUCUUUCUGCUGGGUUCGCCGAUCCCAAGUCGAUUGGACUACUGGUCAUUGAUGAAGCCCACAGAGCUACCGGAAACUACGCAUAUGUAAAGGUUGUUACAUUCUUGCGGCGGUUUUCAGAAAGCUUCCGUAUACUCGCUCUUACAGCAACCCCUGGCUCCAAGGUAGAGGCGGUACAAGAAGUCAUCGACGGGUUAGGAAUCUCACAUGUGGAGAUUCGCACAGAGAACUCUCUGGACAUCAAACCUUACAUCCAUAACAGGGACGAAGAUAUUGUCCUCUUAGACCCUUCGGAAGAAAUACUCCUGAUCAAAGAUCUGUUCUCCAAGUCUUUGCAGCCGCUGGUGGAUAAGCUGUGCACACAAAAUGCAUACUACAGCCAUGAUCCAAUGGCCCUAACUACCUUUGGGAUGGUUAAAGCUCGUAGGGAUUGGCUUGCCGGUCCUGGUCGCCAUGCCAACCAAGGAGUCAAAUACAUGAUGAGCAGCAUUUUUGCGAUACUAAGCAGUUUGGCUCAUGCUAUUAAGGUUCUCGGUUUUCAUGGUAUCAAGCCGUUUUAUGACAACUUAGCGCAAUUCCGAGAUGAGCUGGAGGGCAAGGGACAAAAAGGUCCCAAAUAUAAACGACAAAUCGUCGAGCACGCGAGCUUUCAAGAUAUGAUGACUAAGAUGGAUCGAUGGGUACGGAAUGAUAAUUUUAUAGGACACCCAAAGCUAACAGAACUGUCCAACACUGUGCUGAACCAUUUCAUGGACGCAGGUGAAGGUCGUGAAGGCAAUGCCUCUUCUAAUACGCGAAUUAUUGUCUUCAGCGAAUAUCGCGAUAGCGCGGAAGAAAUUGUCCGAGUUUUGAAUAAUCAUCGGCCUCUCAUUAAAGCUGCAGUAUUCGUUGGCCAGGCCGAUUCAAAAAGAUCAGAAGGCAUGAAACAGGCUGAGCAGAUACAGAGAAUACAAAAAUUCAAAGAUGGUGAAUUUAAUGUCCUCGUUGCAACCUCUAUCGGAGAGGAAGGUCUCGAUAUUGGCCAGGUUGAUCUGAUUAUUUGCUAUGAUGCUUCCGCGUCUCCAAUUCGAAUGUUGCAAAGAAUGGGGCGGACUGGCAGAAAGCGGGCUGGACGAGUUGUCUUGCUCCUUAUGCGAGGAAAGGAAGAACAAAACUAUGCUAAGUCCAAGGAUGGUUAUGAAAAAAUGCAAUCAAUGAUAUGUGACGGAGGUCGCUUCAAUUUUCGUCAUGAUCUUUCGAAGAGGAUUGUUCCACGGGAUAUCCGACCUGAAGUUGACAUGAAGGCUGUUGAAAUCCCGGUGGAGAACACACAACAAUCUGGAUUGCCAGAGCCAAAGAAGAGAACUGCUCGAAAGCGACCGCCGAAAAAAUUCCACAUGCCAGACAAUGUCGAAACUGGGUUCCAGACUGUGGCAUCUAUGAUGGGUAAAGCACAGCCUCCUGUGAAGAGUAAAACUUCCAAGGUUGCUGUUGAAGAAACGCAGGUUGCAGAAAUACCAGACCUUAACCAAGUUCUGUUACGCAGCGAUCAAAUGGAUGAGCUGAACAGGAUAUACAAGAAUCUUCCUUACAAGAAGCUAGAAGCAAUGGAGUUCAUUGAACAAGUAGACAUGACAGCGCACCCUGUAGCUCAAAGAGUACAGCGAAAAACAGUCCACGUCAAGCACGGAGCCUAUACGAAGAGAUCAAUCAGGUUAUUUCGGUCUUUGGCGGAAUCUCAAUCAGACGCAGACAAAUUUGUCAAGCCAUAUGGCGACAUCGACAAUAGUCGCUACUAUCAAUUACCACUACCAGACGAAGCCUCUGAUUCCGGGGGUGUAAAACCCCCAACAAAGAAAAGAAAGAUCUCCACCGCCAGAACAGAUGAGACUAGGAAGGAUGAUGAAGAUGAGCUUGAAGAGCUGUCUGCUGCUAUUACCCGCAUACAACCCAAGAAAGCGACAACGCGGUCGAAGCGUGCCCAUCCUCUCUCUCACGACACUGGCAGUGAUGAUUGUAUAGACAGCACAGAGGUGGGACUUCUACCCCCACCUCGAAAACGUACACAAACCUCAAAACCCAGGGCAAAACCAAGUCAACGUACAGAGAGACAAUCGAAGGAUGGUACUAGCAGCAAAGCAAAUCGAGGGCGACCGAAGAAGGCCUCAGUUGCAGCUGUCUAUGACGAGAGCGCCGACGAAGGGGAUGAUUGUCGACGCACCAGCGAUUUGGAAUUGACAGACGACUCUGACAGCGGUGCCGAUCUCGAAGGCUUCGUCGUGGGAGAUGACGUAGCAACAUCCAGUAACUUCGUGACCUCGAGCAUCCGCUCCACGUCCCUCACAUCGCCUCUAUCGAUACGGUCUACAGCAUCUACGAUCACCGGCGUGGCAUCGAGGAGUAAUCAGCAGCAAGCAAAGAAGCCGUUCUACGAGCCUACGUCUUUUCCAGCCACGCAGGAAACCGACGACGACGUUCCUUCCCUCAGCCAAAUGGUGCGGGAUAGGAAACUAGCGAACAACCGGUUCUCACAACAACAUACUUCCAGCAUGGAGGAUAUUGACGAAGACGAGGAUGCGCUACCGCGAAGGAGAGGCCUCGAGACCCGCAAAAGAACGAUUGUUGAUGACGAAGACAGUGACGAGUAAUGAAUAGAAUCCUUGUUUCUUUUGCGUUUACUACUUACUUGCUUGAAUAAGGGCUUAAAACCGGAGUUCUGAGAUGAGAUUGAUGAGAGAGGGCUGGCAUUUACUAUAUAAAAUCGAUGGAUUUUUGCGCGUACCAAGACUCAAUACUUAGGUAGUAGCAAACAGUGUGCAAUAUAAUUCAGAAAAGUCUGUUAACAGCCUACUCUUUCAUACCUGAUUUUCCGUUAAGCAGGUAUGCAAGAGUUGUUUGUUGUUGAGUGUGAUUCAUGGUGAUCCCCCUUAA
Messenger RNA from Xylaria bambusicola, 3832 nucleotides. RefSeq lists its product as uncharacterized. The record is from RefSeq and is a predicted model, not a curated record. NCBI's taxonomy places the organism in Eukaryota, Fungi, Ascomycota, Sordariomycetes, Xylariales, Xylariaceae. The transcript has a single exon. Gene Ontology annotation, biological process: interstrand cross-link repair; double-strand break repair via synthesis-dependent strand annealing; replication fork reversal. The coding region runs from base 184 to 3549 and encodes 1121 amino acids. Gene Ontology annotation, molecular function: four-way junction DNA binding; hydrolase activity; four-way junction helicase activity.